UUUUUUUUUUAGAUUGACAAUUUUUUUAGUUUGGGGAGAUAACCAAAAAAGUACCAAAACAAGCAGACCCUGUACCAAAAUUUGAAACCGAUAUUUUGCACAUGUCAGUUCAGUUGUGAGCGACUUGAAAAAAAAAACCCGAAAACUUGAAAAGUUCUAAGUAGAUAAAUGUUUGGUAAACUCAAGCAAAUUAACGUGAAAAGAAAACGUUUAUGUUUAGAAGAGGGGAAGAAUUAAGACUUGUCAUUCGUUAUACAGUGAUGCCGCGGUGUUAGUGGAAAUGUUUAAAAAGGUGAAAUCAUUUGGAAAUGCCUCAUCCAAUGCCUUUGAGUAAAGGUGUUUUAUCUCGGAGCAAAUUUGAAUCACAACUUAAAAGCAUUUCAAUACAACGGGCAGAAGAUGAGGAAAAAAUCAGAAAAGAACGAAUGAAGACAGAGAAAUUAAUUGGCCAGCUGAAAGCAGCUGAAGCUAGAGGUCGACUACGUGUAAUGCGGAUUAGUUUCCAAUCAGCGAAGACAAAUGAAAUUAAUCACCUCAUUGCUUGUCAAAAAAGUGCCCUGAAAGCGGUCAGGCUGCAAGCCCUGGUACCUCCAAAGAAAACCAAAGAAAACAUGAAAGAUCUUUUGAGCAAAGUCGAUAGAGACAGAGUUGAACUUUUACUAAAUGAUUAUGAAGGUUUGCUAACCAAUCGCACAAUCUAACGGGGGAGAACCAAACAAAGCUAAGCCAUAUUUUAAACAUCCAGUACCAAUUAAAAAUAACAACAUAAAAAUAUAUAUAAAUGUGA
Messenger RNA from Octopus bimaculoides (California two-spot octopus), 787 nucleotides. Its product is annotated as protein LKAAEAR1. The record is from RefSeq and is a predicted model, not a curated record. Lineage: Eukaryota; Metazoa; Mollusca; Cephalopoda; Octopoda; Octopodidae.